This is a messenger RNA of Fusarium odoratissimum NRRL 54006, 1500 nucleotides long. RefSeq lists its product as uncharacterized. The record is from RefSeq and is a predicted model, not a curated record. The transcript is spliced from 2 exons. The coding region runs from base 1 to 1500 and encodes 499 amino acids. Lineage: Eukaryota; Fungi; Ascomycota; Sordariomycetes; Hypocreales; Nectriaceae.
AUGAACGCUCCCAUCCAGCUGGGGACGGAAUACUGGGAUCUUGGGAUGGGAGAAUGCUUCUUCUACCCAACGAGUUUCCUCGGAACCGUAGAUCUUCCUCCCUACGUGCCCUCACUACCAUUUAGCAUGCCUGAAAGUCCGGGAAUAUAUCUUUCUUCUCCACUCCAGAGUCUCCCGAGCCAAAACGGAAGACUUGAUCGUCUCCUAGACGACAGCACCAUCCCACAACUCAUCGACGUGUUCCUAGAACGUCUACAGCAGUCCAUGCCCUUCUUUACCCGCUCUUUUCUACGACAAAACAUCGCGAAUCAACGACAUCUUCAUGAUCGGUCUUUUGGCUCAUUGAUUCAAGCCAUCUGCUCUCUAGUCCUACUUCAGCCAGUGCAGAGCCAGGAAAAGCGCCCAUGGCCGAAUCGCGAGGCAAGAGCCGACGCUCACUUGGCUCUGGCCGUAAACUUGCACUCACAGUCUGACCUCGGUCAGAGCCCGACUCUGGAAACAAUCAUGACAAGUGUCUUUUUGUUUGCUUGCCAGUUCUGCAAAGGCAAUUUUGAUGCCGCCAGAUUCCGGCUCAGGGAGGCCGCAGCUCUAGCCGAGGUGAUGAAUCUUGACAAGCCUGAAUCGUAUGGCCAUAUUGGAGAGACCGAGAAACAACGAAGACUCCGGACAUUGAUCAGCCUCACAAUCAUUGAGAGAAUCUACUCGGUGCAAAGAGACUACAUCCCGGGUCUGAAACUACUCAGCCGGAACAAGCUGCAAGAAUUACAAAACGCCAUCGCAUCUUCGGAUGAUAGGGGUGAAAGCGAGAACAUUAUUGCCAUGGAAGGUAUCAGCAGUAUGCUGGAGCAGGUGGACUUUAUUGAUUCCGACAUCAUAAAAUGCUGGAAAGGUCUCUGUUGGGAGGAGGAGGCCCCAACACAUGUUACUAGAAGCACAAUACUCACUCUGCUAAGACGGUACCGGAUCCCGCCGCAAUUCUCCGGGCUUUCUGACCUUGAUACCCAUGCCCAGCAUGCAGAUAUCCUUGUUACCAGACACUGGAUCAGGAUCAAGCUGUGGUCUUUGGCUGUUAGCCACGGCUACAUUGAAGCACAGUCUGAUGACGAGGAGUUCCGUAAUGAAUACGCCCUAGCUAUUGCCAGCGAGGCUCUGGAUACCUGCUCGCAAUUUGAUAUGACCAGUCUCGAAGUACAUGGUGUCGGACUCGUUGAAAAACUAUCGGACAUAGCGACUUGUGCGGCACUGCAGGUCAGUAGUCCUUGCGCUGGCUACUCGCCUACCCAAGACUAUCCCAUCAAUGCAGACUCGAGCAGUAUCGAUACGAGCGAGACACCGCCACAACAAGACUCUCCGAACACGAGGUCUAGUUCAGCAAUUUACAUGAGCGGCGCAGAAGAAGUGUUGAAUGGCUACCUCUCGUUAUUUGCAUCUUUCCGCAGGGGGAAACACCCCUUCCUCAAGCCAUAUAUGCGCCUCUUAGUAAAUAGCCAAGAGUUAUAA